Coprinopsis cinerea okayama7#130 is the source of this 1530-nucleotide messenger RNA. RefSeq lists its product as hypothetical. Bases 1 to 1530 code for a protein of 509 amino acids. The record is from RefSeq and is a predicted model, not a curated record. The transcript has 4 exons. Gene Ontology annotation, molecular function: protein binding. NCBI's taxonomy places the organism in Eukaryota, Fungi, Basidiomycota, Agaricomycetes, Agaricales, Psathyrellaceae.
AUGCCUCAAACCUUCCUACUCCAGUCCACCUUCAUCCCGGCCUACAAAAGCCCAGGCAAACGCGUACCGCGAUUUACUACAGUGCCCUCUUACUUUGGGGUUCGUGCCUUCUUCGUCAUGAGCACUCCUUUAACACUUUCAACCCUGAACAACGACAUCUUGGUCGAGAUCUUGGGCUUCCUCGCUCCUGAGGACAUUGCCAGAGCCCGCCAGGUCUGCCGAUCCCUGAUGAUCGCUGCCCAACAGGGGACCGUUUGGCGGUCGGUAUACCAGCGCUCUAGGUUAUUGUUACCCGACGGACCUUAUUCCCACCACCAACCCCGGGACCUUGAACGUCUUUUAAUUCGGUCAUCGCAACUUUACAAGACCUGGGGUCCGAACCCUUCUCAGGGCCAACGGAUCAACAGCAGACUCACAUAUCCACGCGAAUUACCGACGUAUAGCUUCGACGCCCAGGUCAUAUCUGGUCGUUACCUGCAGUUGGCCGAAGACGGUGUCAUAUCGUGGUAUGACCUUGACGGGGAUUGCACUGCCCCUCUUUUGGUUUUCGAUUGUCCUUACAUCGCGACCAUACCGGGUUUCUUGAAAUUUCAAACCAAUGCCCAAGGUGAAGGCGAAGACUCGGUUUGGGUUACCUUCAUUCGCUCGUAUCCCAUGGACAUAGUGGUACUCAAAGUCAAGUUUGGCUCGCAACCUACAGUUACACUGGAAGCCACGUUGCCAGCAGCCAGUGUGGUUGAGGUUCAAUUAGCCAACGACUACGUCCUUCCUGUGAAAGAGUUCCAUUCGCGUGAUGAACCGUUGGAGCUCUUUCACAUCCCUUCGAAGGGGGUUUAUCACGUUCCCAGACAUGCAUCCGUGCAGAGGGUGUAUGACCUGGGACACAUCACCUAUCUUUUCUCUCCAAACCACCUCUUCGCCUUGUAUCCCCACAAAUCCGACACACAUAUCGAAGCGUAUCGUCUACCGAGCGCAGAAGAUUCGAUCGCAGACCACACCGUUCUCCAAACCCACAGCGGCGUGUACCCCCAUUUAAUGUCAAGGACAUGUGUCUUUCAGCGAGCACCUAACGAUCCUCCUUCAACGCCGCAAUCGAUGCCCUAUGACGAUGAAGUGACGUUCCUCUCCGUUGUCUGCGCGAGUGCACCGUUCCAGAGCCGUGCACGAACCCCAGAGCUUAAUCUUCACCUCUUGGACGCCAAGCUGCUCCCCUCAGGGAAGAUCGACUUCGCAAAAAGGUGCUCUGAGCAUGUCCCUGUGGGGUCAUUCACGCCCACGACCCUGGUCUCCACCUCCCGCAGCGGCUCCGGCUUUGCGAUCAUUCACGCUCCUCAUUCUCUUACCUCCGUCUAUUACAUCCAGCACCAGGAUGGCAUGCAGCCUUCGAUCGUGCAGCACGCGCUCAAGAUUCCGACUGGGUUGCAAGAUGGCCACCUGUUGGCUUUCGAUGGGUAUCGUGGGAGGGUGUGCUGGAUAAAUGGUUGGCAUGAUGAGUGGUCUCAGAUUGAUGUGGUAGACUAUGUUGCUUGA